CGCUGGCCCAGAUUCGAUGCGACCGUCACGACGUGUACGUGAUACCCGAAUCUGUCCGCGAGUUCGCUGGGCCUCCCGGCUUGUCCAUCCACUUUUGCGAGCAUCCGUGACUCCGGAACCGUUCCCCAGGAUCGUAUCGACCAUCGGCUGGUAUCCGUGAAUCCGUCGAUAAAACAGUGAACCCCGAGUCUAAACUGGUGUAGAAGUUCCGUAAUAAACUCUCCUGCCACUUGUGGCCGGUUCCUGUUCUCCCCGCGAAUCGAGAGCGCAGUCUCUCUCUAUCUCUCUCUCGUAUGACCUGGCGGAACCACGCGGAGUGUAAUCCGUAGUCGUGUACACGCUAUCUUCCCACGGCAGUGUACACCGAAGUGCACGUAAGAUGUGACUCCCUGGUCAGUGUCGUUGUGUUCUCCCCCGCGCUAGUUUGCCGAACAUCAACUACCGUGCGACGCGAGUUCGCAUCGCCUCCGCCCCGUUACCAGCCGCAUCUCGCCUUUUGUGCUUUUUCUCGUACGCUGAAAAGUUUCACGCUUCCCGAGAGCCACACAGAACAGCCGCGCGGCACGGCACCGAUCCAGACUCGUUUGGUUCCCCAUCAAAUGAACCCAAGUUUCCUGGUGAGUGCAUCCUCACAUACAUGGAGUUUCAGCUGGAUAGUGCAGAAUACUGCCAGGCUCAACACAAAUAGAGAGACGCGCCCAAACACCCUAGAACCUGCUAGGUAUUGUUAAAGGAGGAGUAAAGGGGAAUCAUUUGAAUCAGGCAAAAAAAUUUGAUAAUAUUGGGAUCAUUGCCUCAAAUUCAACAAAUCAUCAGCUAGUCAUCACACAAGGCAUAGAGGAAUUAAUUAGAAUCAAUAAUUAAUUUACAUUGUUAAAUGCAAGCAUCGUAGUUACUGAGCGCACCUGAUCCAGGCGCACCCAGUGCCAAAUAGAUAUUCUUCCGAAUCAUAGUCAAGGAUCCCAAGUGGGAAUCAAUCGCAUAUCAACAACGCCUAAUGUAACGUAGCCCUCACUCUUUCAGCGAAAUUCGCACCCCAACAACCCUUCUCGAGGUCUACAUGUAAACCCACUGUUCUGUCCUCUGUAAAAAAAUAACAAAGUAUUCAAUUAGUUAAAUGAAAAACAACUCAAUAAGACUGACAUCUAUGGGCUAAGUUGUCAAAUCCAAUCUUUGUCGCUUCAUAUAGUGUGGCACAUUUCAAAACUAAAAAGAAACAGUGUUGUAUAAAAUCGUUAAAAAGAGUUAGAACAAUACAAAAGAAGUAGGAGUACACCAAUUGUUGUCCAAGGGGAAAUGAGCAACAUGAGGGUGAAGGACAUCAGGCCGGCGCCCGCCGAAAUCGAAUACAAAAAUAUGAAGUUCCUCAUUACUGAUCGGCCCAAUGAUCAGACCAUUCAUACUUUUAUUCAAGAACUGAAGAAGCACAAUGUGAAAGAAGUAGUGAGGGUCUGCGAACCAACUUACAAAAUCGAGGAACUUAAAGCAGAAGGGAUCAAUGUCAUAGACUUGGUGUUUGAUGAUGGCACAUUUCCACCGAAUGAAGUCGUCGAUGAAUGGUUUGAAUUACUGAAAAAUCGGUUCCGCGAGUCCCCUGAUGCAUGUGUGGCAGUGCACUGCGUUGCAGGACUUGGGAGGGCACCAGUGUUAGUUGCACUUGCUCUUAUUGAAUUGGGACUAAAGUAUGAAGAUGCGGUUGCAUUAAUUAGAGAAAAAAGACGAGGCGCCAUCAACGCAAAGCAGCUGGCCUACCUUGAAAAAUAUCGUCCCAAGUCUCGGUUGAAGCUCAAAAAUGGACAGAAGAACUCCUGCUGCGUCCAAUAGAUUAAACGAUUUCUUUAAAAAGUUACUAAUUCAUACUGAUUGGUAUACCUAAUUGUAUAGGUUUUCAUGCCUGGUAACAAGAGACAUACUGUAUCGACUUUGUUCUGAAAGGCCUAUCAAUGGAAAUGCAACCAAACUACCUUACAAAACAAUUUGAAAAUCAUGUUUUAAAUCAUUAAAUUUAUUAUCGGGAAGCAAGCAAUUAAAAAACGAAACUACCUAGAAUGAUUUUUCACUUUUCUUUUAUAAAAGUUUUUAUAUUUAUUUUUGAUACUAAAUUAAGAUAAAAUACUGUAGAUCAGAAAGAAGCCUUUCGUGCUUGAUAAGGUUAGUAAAGAAUUUGAAUGGAUCUGAUUACCCAUAUAAUAAAACUGGAUCAACUUAUGCAUUGUACACCAUACUUGGUGCCUCAUUCAAGGCUGUUAUGUACAAAAAAUUUAAAAGCCUGCAUUUAUUUGGUCCUAGAAAAUUAAAACAUUCAAUAUGUUACCAAUCAUUUUAUGAAUAUUAGUUAAUACAUUAUUUAUACAAAAUAUUUUAGGAAUGAAGUAAACACAUCAGAUUCUCAUCAUUUCUUGUAAAAAUGGUUCCUUUGAUGCUGUUGUAUCCAACUAUUGCGAAACGUAGCUUUUUAAAUAAAUUAGUGCAAUAAAAACUUACGUUUUUCCAGAAUGGUUGAAUACAGGAAAUGUAUAAGUGUCUUACCGAGAAUAAUUUUUAAACCUGAACAAAUAAAAGACAAGAUCUGUACAUGAA
Nomia melanderi (Alkali bee) is the source of this 2580-nucleotide messenger RNA. Its product is annotated as PRL-1 phosphatase. The record is from RefSeq and is a predicted model, not a curated record. Gene Ontology annotation, biological process: protein dephosphorylation. Lineage: Eukaryota; Metazoa; Arthropoda; Insecta; Hymenoptera; Halictidae.